AUGACAGAUAGAAAUCCUAAAGAAACAUGAAUGUUUGAUACCUUUUAAUAUUAUCAAGUAAAUACAUAUUUAAUUUAUAAAUGUAUAAGCGAAAUCGUCUAUUUAGAAUCCAACCUUCCCCUAUUAGUGUUUUUGUUUCCUAAGGACACUUUAAGAAUGUAACACACUGAAGUCGAGGAGCUGUUUAGCGGUUGAACUUACUGUUUACCUUUGAAUGAGCGGUCAGUUUCUAAAUGGAGCUCCAGGAGAAGAUACCUGUGCCCACAUUUACACACGUAGACAGGGAGGUUUUCAUGCGAGAAAUCUGUCCAGAGCGCAGACCUGCCGUGCUGAAAGGUGUAAAUCUCGGGCCUUGUCUGGAGAAAUGGACGGUUGAAUAUCUCGCACAGAGAGGAGGCGACAAGGAAGUGAAGAUCCAUGUAUCUGCAGUGCCACAGAUGGACUUCCUUCACAAGAACUUUGUUUACAAGACUCUGCAGUUCAAGGAAUUUGUUAAAAGAGCAUCUGAGGAUAAACACACCGACUUUUUCCUGUGUGAGGAUGAGAGCUAUUAUCUCCGAUCCCUGGGAGAGGACGUCCGGAAGGAACCUGCUGAUCUGAGCAAACAGUUCCCUGACCUGGCCGAGGACUUUCAUAUCCCACACUUCUUUGAAGCCGAUCAGUUCUUCUCCAGUGUCUUCCGCAUCAGCUCCCGUGGCCUGCAGCUGUGGACACACUAUGAUGUCAUGGAUAACCUGCUCGCUCAGGUCACUGGGAUGAAGAGAGUGGUCCUCUACAGCCCCCAGGAUGCACUGCACCUCUACUUGUCUGGUGAUAAAUCUGAGGUUCUGGACAUUGACGUGCCAGAUUUGAAGCGGUUUCCCGAGUUUGUGAAGGCUAAGCGGUACGAGUGUGUGCUGGAACCUGGAGAUGUGCUCUUUAUCCCUGCCUUGUGGUUUCAUAAUACCACGGCGCUGCUGUUUGGUGUGGGUGUUAAUGUGUUCUGGCGCCAUCUACCUGCUGACAGCUAUGACAAAAAGGAUCCAUAUGGCAAUAAAGACCCAGCGGCUGCAACUCGAGCCCUUCAGGUUCUUGAGAGGGCACUGCACAUUCUGGACGAACUCCCUGCUGAUUAUAAGGACUUUUACGGGCGCCGCAUGAUUCAGCGAAUCCAAAAGCGGACAUUUUAUGCCGAUACAUCGGUCACAAAGACACAGGAGGACUCUGGUAGUACGUCACCCACCAGGCAAUUCACCAAACCUGGAUGAGUGUCUGUAGAGAAAUGUAGACUGAGGAAAAAAAUAUAUUUAUUAAGUGACAUUUUGCCUUAUGUUUAGGAAACUGUCCUGUAUAGAACUUUUUUUUCAACAAAUGUUAUUUUACUCAGUAUUGUAAAGACUGAAAUAACACCACAGGCAAAUAUUAAAAACAUGUCAAGACAUGUAGGAGCCACACAUUGUUUGCGGGGGAUUAUUUGGGCUUUGAUUUGCUUGGUAUGGUUGCCACGGUGAUGUGGGGUUUGGGUCAUGUGGGCACAGUAGCAGGUUAUAAUUAGGGGCUGAAUCACCUGCACUGGGUGGAGAGAGGAGAGUCAGGUAGCCGUAAUUUUUGUUGACCGCUUUAUGUUCAGCUAUGAUACACAUACGCAAACAGUGCACGUACUACAUCUUACCUGGGUGUGCAUUUCGAAAUAACCGCUGUAGUAGCUGUUGUGUUUAUUAAACAUCCUGAAACUUGCUUACCCAGACUCAGCGUGCUCCUCUGUACCAGCGGCGAACAAACAGGACCCAUCUCCUCUCAAGCGACGUUAAACGGCUGUUAAGUCGCAACAAGACAUGAGAAUGCAAACCUAUUUCUUUAUAUUUAUAUUUAGUACAGUGGGUGGGUUAUUGAUCCAUAAUUCGACAAUAAACAUUCAGUAUAUUGCAAAUCAAGUUCACAGCGUUUUUCUGUCCCACAGGACCAAUCAGUGUGUGAGAGCAGGCAUGUUCUACCACAUCUACUACAGUGAACUACCUGAAAAAAUUAGACUCAAAAUUAGUUUGCAUAAUUAAACAUUUUGACAUCA
Solea solea (common sole) is the source of this 2047-nucleotide messenger RNA. It is a transcript of the gene tyw5, whose product is annotated as tRNA-yW synthesizing protein 5. The transcript has 8 exons. NCBI's taxonomy places the organism in Eukaryota, Metazoa, Chordata, Actinopteri, Pleuronectiformes, Soleidae. Gene Ontology annotation, molecular function: tRNA binding; 2-oxoglutarate-dependent dioxygenase activity. The record is from RefSeq and is a predicted model, not a curated record. Gene Ontology annotation, biological process: wybutosine biosynthetic process. The coding region runs from base 234 to 1247 and encodes 337 amino acids.